Acanthisitta chloris (rifleman) is the source of this 1562-nucleotide messenger RNA. It is a transcript of the gene DKC1, whose product is annotated as dyskeratosis congenita 1, dyskerin. The annotation marks the transcript as partial. Gene Ontology annotation, cellular component: box H/ACA snoRNP complex. Gene Ontology annotation, molecular function: pseudouridine synthase activity; RNA binding. The transcript has 13 exons. Gene Ontology annotation, biological process: box H/ACA sno(s)RNA 3'-end processing; snRNA pseudouridine synthesis; mRNA pseudouridine synthesis. Lineage: Eukaryota; Metazoa; Chordata; Aves; Passeriformes; Acanthisittidae. The record is from RefSeq and is a predicted model, not a curated record.
ACUCCCCCUCAGGACAUUCAGCGCACGGAGGACUUUCUGAUCAAGCCCGAGUCGCGGAUCGCCCAGCUGGACACGUCGCAGUGGCCCUUACUGCUGAAGAACUUUGACAAGUUAAACGUGAGGACAACACACUACACACCUCUUCCCUCCGGUGCUAAUCCCCUGAAGAGAGAAAUUUCUGACUAUGUUAGGUCUGGCUUUAUUAACCUUGACAAACCUUCCAAUCCAUCCUCUCACGAGGUGGUUGCAUGGAUCCGGCGCAUCCUUCGAGUGGAGAAGACUGGACACAGUGGCACUCUGGAUCCUAAGGUGACAGGGUGCCUCAUUGUGUGCAUUGAGAGGGCAACACGGCUGGUCAAAUCUCAGCAGAGUGCAGGUAAAGAGUAUGUGGGAAUUAUUCGGCUGCACAAUGCAAUUGAGAGUGAGGCCCAGCUAGCCAGGGCAAUAGAAACUCUGACAGGUGCCCUGUUUCAGCGACCACCCCUCAUUGCUGCUGUCAAACGACAGCUGAGAGUCAGAACCAUUUAUGAGAGCAAGCUGGUGGAGUAUGAUCCUGAGAGAAGAUUAGGUAUCUUCUGGGUGAGCUGUGAAGCAGGCACAUACAUCCGAACACUCUGUGUUCACCUCGGGUUGCUGCUUGGUGUGGGGGGCCAGAUGCAAGAGCUCCGCAGAAUCCGCUCAGGCAUCCUGGGAGAGGAGGACAACAUGGUGACCAUGCAUGACGUCCUGGAUGCACAGUGGCUGUAUGACAACACCAAGGAUGACAGUUACCUGCGAAGAGUUAUCCUGCCACUGGAGAAGCUGCUGACAUCACACAAGAGGCUCGUCAUGAAAGAUAGUGCGGUUAAUGCCAUUUGCUAUGGAGCCAAGAUCAUGCUGCCUGGUGUUCUGCGGUAUGAAGAUGGUAUUGAGCUUAAUCAGGAGAUUGUUGUCAUCACCACAAAAGGAGAAGCUAUCUGCCUAGCCAUUGCCUUGAUGACCACAGCAGUGAUUUCUACUUGUGACCAUGGCAUUGUGGCAAAGAUCAAGAGAGUGAUCAUGGAGAGAGAUACGUAUCCCCGCAAAUGGGGUCUCGGUCCCAAGGCCAGUCAAAAGAGGAUGAUGAUCCAGAAGGGUCUGCUGGACAAGCACGGAAAGCCCAAUGAGAGCACACCAGAUUCCUGGAAGAAGGACUAUGUGGAUUACAGGGAUACUUCCAAGAGACAAGCAGCUGCUGAUCACCAAGCUGUGUCAGAGGUCGAGAGGCUUCCAAAAAGGAAACGAGAGUCAGAGAGUGAAAGUGAGGAGGCUGUGACCCCACCAUCCCCUACCACCCCACCACCAGAGGAGCUGAGCAAAAAGGAAAAGAAGAAGAAGAAGAAGAAAGAGAAGAAGGCCAAAGAGGCUGCUGAGAGUGGGGAAGAGCAAAUAGAAGUGACCAGUGAAACCAGCACCAAGAAGAAGAAAAAGAAGAAACAAAAGGAGGUAGAAGAGAGCUCGGAGUAAGCAGCUGGAUCUGUCCAAAGCAGGCAACUUCAUCAGUAGGGAGGGAGGAAUCUGAUGCCUUGAGAAGAGGAUGACUG